CCUCCAAAAGAUAAUUUCGAGAUAACGUUCAAUUCAAGUUUUGAUCCCUGAACUAAGCAAUUGAACUAUCUUCAAAACUUUAAAUUAAAAUUUUAAAAAAUGUGUAAAGUUAAUAAAAGGCUACAGUAUUCAAUUAUCCUUAACUCAAUAAUGAUGUGGUCAUGGUGCUAGUUUUGUUAAUAAAAUAUGAAAUUGGGCAUAAAUUUUUUUAAAUGAUGCCUAAAGAGCAAUGUUUGAUAAUUUAUUUGUGCUUCUUGUACCUCAUCGGCAUAUAUAUUUUCCUUUAUGGAUUUUUUCCUGAAAGAGUUAUUAGUGCACAUUCCAGUGUAGAAGAUCUUCCAGAAAGAGUUGACGAUUUAAAGUUGGCCCGUAGAGAGUUGUAUAAACAAAGGACACCACGGAUUGUUUUAAUGGUUAUCGAUGCACUCCGGUAUGAUUUUGUUGAUGGGCCUCAGUCUGAGCAAAACAUGCCAUAUUUGUCGAGUCAACUUCGUAACAACUGUCUUCUCAAGGCUAGAGUCGAACCACCCACAGUAACUCUGCCAAGAAUUAAAGCGUUAAUGACUGGGGCGAUAUCUAGCUUUUAUGAUGUGAUAGCCAAUUUUGGCAGUGAAAUACUUAAAGAUGACAACAUUGUUUCACAAGCAAUUUCUUCUGAUCUGAAGGUGGUGUUUUAUGGAGAUGAUACAUGGCUGAAACUAUUUCCAAAUAGUUUUUUGAGGAGUGAAGGCACGGUUUCUUUCUAUGUCAGUGAUUUUUUGGAGGUGGAUGACAACAUAACACGCCAUAUCGAUCAUGAACUUGAAGCAAACGACUGGGAGAUCAUGAUACUCCAUUAUCUUGGGCUUGAUCAUAUUGGUCACAUCGAUGGCCCGUUCAGUCCUCAUGUUAAUCCUAAACUGCUAGAAUUGGAUGGGAUUAUUGCUAAAAUUGACUCAGGGCUGAAGAUAAAAGAUCCUUCGAAUCCGGGCAUCUUGGUGAUAUGCGGCGACCACGGCAUGAAAGACUCGGGUGGACACGGGGGCACUUCGUUGUCCGAAGUGCUGGUACCUUUGGCUCUGCUCAAUUAUAAAUGCGAUCCAAGCUUUAGCCAUGAAGAAGUGAAACAAGUCGAUCUUACACCCUUACUGUCUAUUUUACUCGGUUUGCCCAUUCCAGGCGGAAGUGUUGGAAAAAUUAACAUGAGGAUGCUCUCCGGCCUGGAUAGAAAAACAGCCCUUUAUUCCCUACAUUACAACACACUUAGGAUGUUUGAGCUGUUCAAAACGAGCAAUCCAAUUUCUGGAAUAGAGCAUGAAAUUACAAAAGGAAUACAAUUCUAUAAAAAUUGGGUCUUAAGUAAUUACACAAACAAUGAUUAUUACCCAGCUGCUAUCAGAUUUUCAAAUGCACAAAACGAAAUGUCUUCUGUCAUUAUUAAGAACAGCAUUAGUUUUGACGAUUAUGUUUUGCUGAUUGCAGUUAUUCUAAUAUUACAGGUGGUGCUGUUUAUUUUGGCCUAUAACGCUUUUCUGGAAUUUAAUUUUAAGCAGUUCAGUGGACAAAAUUUCCUGAUUUUCUUGAGUUUUGUGGGGUUUCAUUACUUCUGUUGUAUGAUAAAUGAAUGCGAUUCUAAACUAUGCUCCAUUACUUACAAACACGUCGCUUUAGUUAUUUGUCUUUUUGCGAUUGUGUUCUACAACAUUUUGCUCAUCAGUGCAAAUUUUCCCUAUUCAAAACUAUGGUCCAGGUUGAGGCCAGACACGAUCUAUAUAAUGCUCGGUUUGGUUUUUGUCCUUAACUUGGCAUCCUUAACUUCAAGCAGCUUCAUUGAAGAGGAGCAUCAAUUUUGGUAUUUCGCAGUAACAACACUAUCCCUCUACUUGUUGCCUUCUCGGUAUCUCCUUUUCUCUCUAGUAUUAGCACUUCAGGUAUUUCUGAGGAAGCUGAACCAGACCGGUGAUAAGUGGGCCCAUCUGCCCGACAUCGGCGACUGGUUGAAUUCAACAGACCAUAAACAUUAUCUGACAAUUUAUUAUGUCAUAGGUCUUUGUUUCAUCUACAAAUGCCAAAGAUUCAAGUACAAAAGAAAGAUCGUAGAUUAUUUAGACUGUGUUCUUGCCGUGGGGCAGUUAGUUGCGAUAUUCCUUCAAAAAAUUGCUGUCGGAACGUGUACUUUAGGUUUUGUACAUAAAGAAGCAUCCUUGGGAAUAACAGAAGCAAGGGUGUUUUGGGUGUUGACAUCAAUAAGGACUGCCGUUUUUAUUUAUUUUUAUGAGAAAGAACCUUCUAAGAGAAACAAUGAAAUAUCUGAUAUGAUCUUAAGCAGUUCAAUAUGUGUUCUCACUUUACUAUCCAAAGCUCAUAAUGUAUUUCUUUUCCCUUCAAUACUGCUUUUUUCCAACGCAUUUUCAAAAGUGCAUCCAAAAUGUUCCUACUCACAAGCUUUCUUUCACUUCUGCAUAGGAAGGUUAUUUUACUUCUACCAGGGGAAUUCGAACAGCAUUGCAAAUAUUGACAUAUCCGCCGGCUACAUAGGCCUCGAGGAAUACAACCUCUUCAUAACAGGAUUGUAUGUAGGUCUCAACAUGUAUUCAGGGCAUAUUUUGUCAUUUGUCUUACUCAUAAAGAAAUUAGACAUAAAGGAUAAUCUUUCAGCGAUAAAGAGCUUCUCAACAAUGCUGUUUGUUUCAGCAGUUACAACAUUAUUUUACAUGGUAGUGGUCACAUUUGAGAGAUACCAUCUGUUCAUCUGGUCAGUCUUUGCACCCAAGUUAAUGUUCAUAUGUACACAGGCUGCACUCAUAUCUACAUUGAUUUUCUCAACUGCCUCCUUUUCACUGUUCUUCAAUACAUUUAAUGUGACCACAAAAAAAAUAAUUUAAAUUUUACUUAAAUGCUGUUUCAAUGUUGUAUAAAAUAAAAUUUGUACAUUAUAUAA
Molecule: messenger RNA, 2920 nt
Organism: Cimex lectularius (bed bug)
Lineage: Eukaryota; Metazoa; Arthropoda; Insecta; Hemiptera; Cimicidae
Gene: PIG-G
Product: GPI ethanolamine phosphate transferase 2
Exons: 13
Coding region: 213-2864 (883 amino acids)
Biological process (GO): GPI anchor biosynthetic process
Cellular component (GO): endoplasmic reticulum membrane
Source: RefSeq, a predicted model, not a curated record